AUGGAGUUCGCCAACCGCGGCAUGUAUGGCAUUGAAGUGGUGGGUGCGAUUUUCUUGGCGCAUUUCUUGCGACUGAACACCUCCUUGACCACCUUCAACUUCAGGCUGAAUCACGUGGAGAAGGACGGCGCGAAGGCCUUAGCACAAAGCUUGCUGGGCAACGCGCAGACCGUCUUGCAGACGGUGAACACCAUGGGCCCGACCAAGAUGAAGCCCGGGAUCGACUUUGGCCACUUCAAGACCGGACACUUAACCACGGUGGACCUCUCGAAGCGCGGCUUGGAUGACGAUGACUUCGUCUUCCUCGAGGAAUGGCUGAGAAGAUACGACUGCGUCACCGACCUGAACCUCUCGUGGAACUUCAUGUCCCGGGACGGCAUUCGCAAGCUCACGCGGCACAUCAAGGAGUCAAAGGUUUUGACCAAGCUGAACUGCGUGGGAUUGCCUGUGACGCUGGAGGGCUCGGCGCUCCUGGCACGCGCGGUGGUGGAGAACCACACGCUGCGGCAAGUGGCGUUGCCGUUGGGACACUGCCACGAUACCACCGAGCGACAACAGAUGAUCCAACAGUUCGGCAUGGGCCUCGCGAGCCACCCCACGCUGCACAGCUUCGCGUGCACGCGGACGCCCAACUUGGAGUAUGCCCGGGAGGCCCAGGGAAAGGCCAUAACUGCGAGUACGUCGGACCCAGUCAUUGAGAAGUAA
Molecule: messenger RNA, 705 nt
Organism: Durusdinium trenchii
Lineage: Eukaryota; Dinophyceae; Suessiales; Symbiodiniaceae
Source: the annotation of a GenBank genome assembly